AUGCGCCCUCUGACCUCCAGGGCCGUCUGCCGCGCGCGCAGAGUCGCCGUCGCCCGCCCAUUGGCCCGCCGGCCCAUCCACAUCAGCGCCACUCCCGCCUCCACCACCCCGAGCUUUGAUCAGGAUGUCGCGGCCGCCUCUUCGACCGCAGAUGCCCGCUUCGAGGUCCUAGGCGCGCCCUACUCGCUCCUCUCCGUCUCGCUGUCCGCGUCGCAGAACCUGUACACCCGCCGCGGCACUCUUGUUGCCGUCAACGGCAAGGCCGAGAACACCGUCUCCACCCUCUCCCUCCUCGAGCCCUUCCGCCGCGCCGCUCUCGGCAUUCCCUUCCUCUACCAGCGGAUAAACUCAACCAGCCCCAUCUCCGCCCUAAUCUCCACCAAGUCGCCCAUCACCUCCUUCGCCGUCGUACACCUCGAUGGCAGGUUAGACUGGGUGGUUGCGCAACGACAGGCGCUGCUGGCGUGGACCGGCCACUCGCUGUCCGUCCGCCCAAAGAUCAACACCAAGAUGAGCUUGGCGCACUGGGGUAGCUCCCACGUCACGGGCCGCGGCCUGCUCGCUCUGGCCGGCCGAGGCCAAGUCUACCAGGUCCAGCUGAAGGCCGGCGAAGAAUACAUCGUGCACCCGAGCAACGUCCUCGCCUACACGAUGACGUCCGCCCCGCCCCAGCCCUACCGCUUCAAGUCGACCUCGCUGCGCCUCCAGAUCCCUUCGUUCGGCCUCGGCGCCCUCCUCCCCGCAAACACGGGCCUGGGCCGCUUCAUCGCCGAGAUGCGCAAAUCGGCGGCGUGGAAGACCCUCGCGCAGGGCAGCUUUACGCUGCGCACCUGGGCGCGCCGCACCGUGUGGGGCGACCGGCUGUUCGUGCGCUUCCAGGGCCCGACGACGCUGCUGCUGCAGUCGCGCGCGGCGCGCCUGUCGGACUCGCUGACGACGCGCGACGUCAAUGAGAUUGCGGACGCGCCGGCGGGCGUCGUCGCUGAUGCGCUGCAGGCUGGUGCGAGGAAGGAGUCUGGACAUGGUUCUGCGGUGGGGGAGGUGGCGAAGGAUGAUGGUAAGAGCGAGGAGGGGCAUGCUGCUACGUUUGCUAGUGUGGACAAGGAUGGCAAGGUCUCGUUUGAGAGGAAAUGA
Messenger RNA from Aplosporella prunicola CBS 121167, 1134 nucleotides. RefSeq lists its product as uncharacterized. The transcript is spliced from 5 exons. Gene Ontology annotation, cellular component: mitochondrial inner membrane. NCBI's taxonomy places the organism in Eukaryota, Fungi, Ascomycota, Dothideomycetes, Botryosphaeriales, Aplosporellaceae. Bases 1 to 1134 code for a protein of 377 amino acids. The record is from RefSeq and is a predicted model, not a curated record. Gene Ontology annotation, biological process: inner mitochondrial membrane organization.